Caenorhabditis elegans is the source of this 1229-nucleotide messenger RNA. RefSeq names its product G-protein coupled receptors family 1 profile domain-containing protein (gene ZK418.6). The record is from RefSeq and is marked reviewed. Bases 3 to 1187 code for a protein of 394 amino acids. Gene Ontology annotation, biological process: G protein-coupled receptor signaling pathway; signal transduction. Gene Ontology annotation, cellular component: membrane; plasma membrane. NCBI's taxonomy places the organism in Eukaryota, Metazoa, Nematoda, Chromadorea, Rhabditida, Rhabditidae. Gene Ontology annotation, molecular function: G protein-coupled receptor activity. The transcript is spliced from 8 exons.
AAAUGUUUGGAGAACAAUGUUCAUACAAAAAAGGAGUUGGUGGAAUGAUAGAUGAUAUUCCAUUCAUUUUUCAGAACUGCUCUCAAUAUUUUGUGGAUGGGGACGAAAUUUAUGCAACGUGUGACAUCGAUAAGGAGACGGAUCCGUGUUAUUUGUUAAAGGAACUCCAUCGAUCAGACACGUUUAGCACUUAUUUUCUUGCCAUCAUACCGAUGGUUUUGUCAAUUAUCACAUUUAUUAUAAAUCUAGGAUACUUGAUAGCUCAAAUCAAAUGUUUUAGAUAUGAAACUAUGGGUUUCAAAAAAAGAGAGGCAUUCCUAAUGAGUCGAUCAUCAUCAAAUAUCUUUGCCAUUGUAUUAUUUUAUGUUAUACUUAUUGUUUGGAAAGUUAACGGAUUUAAUUAUGUUUCAGCAAUGAUUUUUAUUAUUAUCGGAGGUAGCACGUUUAUGUCAAUUACUGGUAUCUAUAUAGUUCUGACAGUAAUUUUAUAUAUGGCCGUAGCCCAUCACAUUUCCUAUAUGACUACGAUAACUCUUACACAUUGCUGGCUAAUUAUUGGAUUAAUUUGGAUAAUAUCAACUGUUACAUCUGUUUUUGUUGGAAUGUGGGGAGCAACACUUUUCUAUCCAGACUCUGCUCCUUUUACCUGCUCAUUUGAAUCUUGUCAGCAGCCGCUUGCAAUUGUGAUAGUGAUUAUGUUAUCGAUAUGUUAUGGUACAGUAAUCGGUUUAUAUAUUGCAAUGAUGGCAAGAAUUCAUCAAUUAGUUCGAAAGUCUUCUAUGGUUCAAGCUAGAUGCAAUUCAAAUAGUAUGAUUGCGAUGCGUCGAUUGAGUAUGAAUAUGAUAACUUUUGCCAUUGGAACUAUUCCUAUUCUUAUUGUUUGUAUAGUUGCACUUGUAAAUCUGAAAGAGCUUUCAUCAUUAGGAGAAGGAUGUAAAAGUCCCUGUAAAACAUUUCGUCUAAGUUAUCUCCUUAUUGACGUUGAAAUGAUGGCAAGUAUAUCAGCGAUUGUUUGGCUUAUCGCUAUGAUUGCUGAUCCUGUCAUUAAUAUAUUAUCGGACAAAAAGCUGCGAGGCGUUUUCAUCAAACAAUUUUCAAAAUUUCCAUCGAUUUUUAGGAAAUCUAAAGAAAGAACCACAUCAAUCACAGAAGUUUCAGAGGACCACUCUGAAGUCGAAAAGUUGUGAAUAUUUAAUCAGUUUUACACAAUAAAAAAUCUACCUCCUGUA